This is a messenger RNA of Dipodomys ordii (Ord's kangaroo rat), 921 nucleotides long. RefSeq names its product sperm acrosome associated 1 (gene Spaca1). Gene Ontology annotation, biological process: acrosome assembly. Gene Ontology annotation, cellular component: acrosomal membrane. The transcript has 7 exons. The record is from RefSeq and is a predicted model, not a curated record. Lineage: Eukaryota; Metazoa; Chordata; Mammalia; Rodentia; Heteromyidae. Bases 1 to 921 code for a protein of 306 amino acids.
AUGAGCGCUGGGAGCGCGGGCUGCUCGGCGGGACUACUGCUGGCCGUCGGCUGGCUGCUCCUGGCGGGCCUCCAGUCCUCGUGUGGGACCAACGUCACCGCUGCCAUCCAGGAUCCCGGUUUGGGCCCCGACGGCCAGGCGGAGGCCGACGGCGAGGGCGAGGGCGAGGGCGAGGGCGAGGAGGAGGAGGAUAGCGACACCGAGGUGGCCGAGGAGGUCCCGGUUGAGGCCGCGGAGGACGUUUCGAACAAGACAAUAAUCAAAGAAGUAGAAUUCGGAAUGUGCACAGUCACGUGUGGUGUUGGUAUUAGAGAAGUUAUACUAACAAAUGGAUGCCCUGGAGGUGAAUCCAAGUGUCUUGUUCGGGUAGAAGAAUGCCGUGGACCAGUAGAGUGUGGGUGGGGUAGACCAAUUUCAGAAAGUCUUGAAAGUGCUAGACUGGCGUGUAUUCAUGUAUCUCCUGUAAAUCGUUUCAAAUAUGUGUGGAAACUUCUAAGGCCAGACCAACAGCCUGUUGUACUUACAAAUGAUUCAGCAGUCCUAGAAGUAAAAAGAGAUGUUCAUCCUAUGGCUUUCGAGUGUGAAACCCUGGAGAAUGGUGAAAUAAUAGCAACAAUUAAAUUCACAGUCUAUACAACAACUGAAUUGCAGAUGAGAAGAUUAAGCCGACCAGACACUGAUGCAGUGUUAGUUUUUGUGCUAACCAUAGGAGUCAUUAUCUGCAUAUUUGUGAUCUUUGUAUUGAUCUUCAUUAUUAUAAAUUGGGCGGCGGUGAAGGCUUUCUGGGGGGCGAAAGCCUCUACUACUGAGAUACAUUCUGACAUGAGUUCUGUGAGAUACAAAGAUUCGACAUCACUUGACCAAUCACCUGCAGAACUACCUGUACAUGAAGAUGAUGCCUUAAGUGAAUGGAACGAAUGA